AUGGCAACCAACGAACACGGUCAAGUUGAAUCCGAGCCAAACCCGAACCAGAACCAAACUCCAACCCCCUCUCCACUCCUCGAAGACUCCGACGAACUGAAAAAAGUCUUCAACGGUUUCGACGCCAACGGCGACGGCAAGAUCUCCGCCAACGAGCUCGAAACCGUUCUCCGAACACUCAGAUCCGACGUACCACAGGAGGAAGAACUCCGUCGCGUGAUGGAAGAUCUAAGCACCGACCACCACGGUUCCAUCAACCUAUCUGAAUUCUCCGCGGUCUGCCGCUCCGAGACUCCUGACGGCGGUGGCGGUUCAGCGCUUCGCGAUGCUUUCGAUCUGUACGAUCGCGACAAAAACGGACUUAUUUCGACUGAGGAGCUCCAUCUGGCGCUGGACCGCCUCGGAAUGAAGUGCUCCGUCGAGGAGUGCAGGGAGAUGAUCAAUUACGUUGAUUCUGACGGCGACGGUAGUGUUGACUUCGAUGAGUUCAAGCAGAUGAUGACAGCGAAGAGCCGUGCCGUUAACGACUCUGUCAAAUAG
This is a messenger RNA of Vicia faba (fava bean), 540 nucleotides long. The record is from the annotation of a GenBank genome assembly. Lineage: Eukaryota; Viridiplantae; Streptophyta; Magnoliopsida; Fabales; Fabaceae.